AUGUCCUCACGCGAUCCCCAUGGAGGCGGACAACCGCCCUCCAAACCAAUAUCCCUCUCCCUUUCCGGCUCCAAAGGUCCUUCAAAAAAGACCGGUUUCAACCUCCAAUCCUCGAAUCGCGGCCGUGCCAGCGACUCACCAGCCGCCAAAGGCCGCUCUCUUCCCCAGAGACCUCACCAACUUUCACACGGCGAUGACUCCGACGAAGAAGAGGCCGCUCCAAUCCAUGAAGAAGUCUCAGGGUUCGACACGCAUACCGGUGGCGCAAUCACCGCCGACGGACAAGCAGUCAAGGAUAAAAACCAGCCACUGGUAAUCCCAGUAACUAGCAAGAACAACUGGCGCGACCGUGCAGGUACCAAUGGGAAGAAAAGCAAGAACUUGCUGCCACGUGAAGUGCAGGCUAUGCAAGAGGCAGAGAAGAAUGGACAAGCACCCGGCGGAGAUCCCACGGUUGAGACGGAUGCGCCGAGUGUGGCAUACGGACUGAGUUUUGCCAAAGAGUCUGAAGCCCAGGAAGACAAGCGCGUGGUGGACGAAGAUCAAGCUAUGCCCGAUGCGAAGCCUGUUGCGACGAAGCCUCUUACCGACGACGAGAUUGCCAUGCAGGCACUGAUUCGCGAGACCAAGGGCGAUGUUGAGCGCAGAACAGACCUUGUCAUCGAAUCAAACAAUAAGAAAGAAGAAGAGGCUCCGAUUCACUACAGCGAGACCAACUCUUUCCAGACAGAUGUAGCUUCGCGGCCGGAGUCUGCUACCUUGGAUGCUUACAACGCCAUUCCCGUGGAGGAGUUCGGUGCAGCACUGCUACGAGGAAUGGGCUGGAAGGACGGCCAGUCUAUUGGAAAGGGCAAUUAUGGCGGCGCCGCUGCCGCUGAGAAGGCGAAGAAUGCUCGUGUUCCAGAACGACGACCUGGAUUCCUUGGUAUUGGCGCAAAGGAUGCAUCAGGCGGUAAAGGUGCUGAAACAGAACUCGGCGCUUGGGGUAAAGCAGCUAUGCGCAAAGCGUCUAGGAAGGCAGGCGAGGAAAAUGGGAAGGUGGAGGGUGUUUAUAUGCCCGUUACGAUGCGCAACAAGAAGACGGGCGAGUACAUGACCGAGGAAGAACUCGAGAGCCUCAAGAAAGAGGCGAAAGCCGCUCCCAAGGAGGAAGAUUGGCGCGACAGACGAGAUCGCAACCUCGAAAAGAGCGGACGAGACAAGGACCGGGAAUACCGCAAGCGCGAUUAUGAUGAUGAUGAUCGCUCCCGCAAGAGGAAUGGGUCUUCACGCCGUGACCGCAGUCUAUCCAGUGGCCGUGAAUCCUCUAGACGAUCCCGGCACGAUGACGAUGAUCGAAGCAGACGGAACGAUCGCUCCUAUCGCGAUCGGGAUUAUGAUCGGGAUCGCCGCCGGGACCGCCAUGAUGAUAAAGACCGACGAAGAGACCGCGAUCGAGAUCAUGAUAGUGAUCGCAGUGACCGGUACAAAGACGACAAGUACAGCAGUUCACGUUCUUCACACUCAUCUCGACAUGACCGAGACCGGGAACGCGAUCGUGACUCUCGACGCAGCCGUCGUGACGACUGA
Messenger RNA from Penicillium nucicola, 1569 nucleotides. It is a transcript of the gene spp2, whose product is annotated as spliceosome ATPase-activating subunit SPP2. Gene Ontology annotation, cellular component: spliceosomal complex. Gene Ontology annotation, molecular function: nucleic acid binding. The record is from RefSeq and is a predicted model, not a curated record. Gene Ontology annotation, biological process: mRNA splicing, via spliceosome. Bases 1 to 1569 code for a protein of 522 amino acids. Lineage: Eukaryota; Fungi; Ascomycota; Eurotiomycetes; Eurotiales; Aspergillaceae. The transcript has a single exon.